Athalia rosae (coleseed sawfly) is the source of this 4132-nucleotide messenger RNA. It is a transcript of the gene eya, whose product is annotated as eyes absent homolog 4. The record is from RefSeq and is a predicted model, not a curated record. Gene Ontology annotation, cellular component: nucleus. Bases 562 to 2157 code for a protein of 531 amino acids. The transcript is spliced from 9 exons. Gene Ontology annotation, molecular function: protein tyrosine phosphatase activity. NCBI's taxonomy places the organism in Eukaryota, Metazoa, Arthropoda, Insecta, Hymenoptera, Athaliidae. Gene Ontology annotation, biological process: positive regulation of DNA repair; negative regulation of extrinsic apoptotic signaling pathway in absence of ligand; multicellular organism development.
CACAGGCUGCAGCAUCACACUCAGCCGAUACGAUCCACGCAGCAGGAGCGGAUAUAUUCUCGCCGGGGAGCGUGUCGUAUACCUAUAUAACAAAUAACAUAGAUAAAGUAAGGUGGACUCGAAGAAUAGCAUCGAAUAUUGCUGAUAGAAAGGAAAACAGUGAAAUUAUCGACGAUAUUUUAAGUCCGUAUUUAUAUAAAUAUAUGUUAUUUGAUUUUUAUGUACGACAUACACGUUACACGUAGUGUCUUCGUAUAUCCUCUGUAAUAUACACGAAGAGCUGCCCACCCUUUUCAGAAGGGGCAUGUUUCGCUUCAACCCUUGCCAAGGUACCUGACGACGUGCCUGUCUAGGAUUGUCUCGUGUUCGAAGGCGUCGCGUACGUGAAGUUAUCCCGAUAUAAUAACGUGCGGUUGUAUUGUGAUAUAUUGUAUAAGUAUAUAUGUACAAAUAGGUAUAUGCAAAGUGUACGUGUCGCAUAUUCGUGAGGAUGGUGGUUGUGCCAAAGUUUUAAUUGGAUUACAUAGACUCGCCGACUCCUGAGAUCCAAGAUCAGGUGAUAUGUUAACCGAAGACAAUGAUCCCACGAAACCGGCUGGGGUUCUAGACAAUGCUGGCAACGUGUCUUCGUCAACAGAAGCCUCUGUACAGCAUCCGCGUACCACGAACAAUGACGCUGAAGUCAAAAACGAGGUCCAGGAGUGCCCGGAAAGCGACAACGUACCUGGGGGUGAAUUAUACAUCGACGAAAGUGCAGAGGACAAGGAAGAAUACCCCGACUCCAUGGAAAAAGCUGAUUACAGUUCGUUGUACGGAGUCAAUCAAUAUUACAACAGCCUGUACAAUUCACCGGGUUAUGGGACCACGACGGGUUCAAAAAACACAUCCCUACAAAGCUCUUACCUUAGCUCGUACAGCGCACCUGGUACCAUGGCUCAGUAUUCGACUUACGCUGGCUACAACAGUGGAUCCACCACCUUCCCCACCGUUGGCCAAAAUAUAUCCUCGGCAACCCAAAAAUUAGACUAUAGCGCUUAUAGCAGCAGUCUUUACGGGAAUGACAGAGUUCCGUUACAGUAUUCCGGAUAUUACCCGAUGCCUGGAUAUCACACGUCGCCUCCGUCGUUUAACAUUAGUAAUCUGAAUUUCGCAGAGGAAACGACAAAAUCUGCGCUGACUUUGGACCCGCCGGCUCAUGAAACCAAUGACCUCACCGCUACGAGAGAAACCACCAACGCAGAAGGGGCGACGGCGAAGCCCUGCAGACGCGGAAGACGUCAAAGCGGAAGCGGAAACGGUAUCGGUUCCGCGGACACAACGGAAGCCGGGCCAGACCGGAUAUUCAUCUGGGAUCUAGACGAAACCAUAGUGGUAUUCCAUUCCCUCUUGACCGGACAAUUCGCCACAAAACAUGGCAAAGAUCCCACGUUACUUGCCCAACUAGCUUACCGAAUGGAAGAAAUGAUCUACAAUUUAGCAGACACCCAUUUCUUUUUCAAUGACGUCGAGGUGAGUGCUGAUUGCGACCAAGUUCACAUAGACGACGUUUCCUCGGACGACAACGGGCAAGACUUGUCAUCGUACAAUUUUGCCACGGACGGUUUUCAGUGCGCUUCAGCUAACAAUGGCAUAUGUCUGGCUUCCGGGGUAAGAGGGGGUGUGGAUUGGAUGAGAAAAUUGGCCUUUCGUUACCGGAAGAUCAAAGAAAUAUACUGUAACUAUCGGAAUAACGUGGGCGGUCUACUAGGGGCCGCGAAGCGUGAGCAGUGGCUUCAGUUGAGAACGGAAAUUGAAUUAUUGACUGACAAUUGGCUGACCUCCGCUGUUAAAUGCCUGAAUCUCAUCAACAAACGGAGUCAUUGCAUAAAUAUUCUUGUUACCACAACGCAACUUGUGCCUGCCUUAUCGAAGGUUCUUCUAUUUGGAAUUGGUGGGAUUUUUCCAAUAGAGAACAUCUACUCGGCUACAAAAAUUGGAAAAGAAAGCUGUUUCGGCCGAGUAGUCGCACGAUUCGGACGUAGGUGUACGUACGUGGUAAUCGGCGAUGGAUCCGACGAGGAGACGGCCGCUCGGGCGCAUAAUUUUCCAUUUUGGCGGGUCAACAGUCAUUCCGAUACCCAAGCGUUGUACAACGCCUUAGAGAUGGGUUUCCUAUAAGAUAGACAAAUUAGAAAUAAUUAUUUCAAAAAAUGCCAUUGAUCGAAGGUGUUACUGGUCGAAUUCAGGUUCCUCUGCUCCCUGAAAUCGGAGAACGCGAAAAGAAUUGUCGCAUAUUUCCUGCGCAUGUCCAGCACCUAUUCCAUUAUUUCGAACCGAUUCAUCUUUUGGUCAAUUUGAAUCCGGAAUUGUCAAUUUUCUGAUUUAAUUACUACCUGAAGUUGUGGGGGUUUAUGCAUAAACCGCAUCACGCUCUCCGACUUGGAAAGAGAAACUUUCUUGAUCUAUAGGGUUUGGUAUAUCAUUCCUAUUAUGUAUUUGUCAUACGUACUAUACGAUGCAUAUCGGGGAUCAAAUAUCCCCGAAACUCGGCCAAAUUAAACCAAUCAUCUAAACUGAUGGAUAUUGGUCCAGGGUCCACAAGUGAUAGAAAAUGAAAGUAAACAGUAAAUUAUAUCUAGUAUAUUAAAUUUUUAAACGAAAAAUUAGCGAGCUUCUAUGUGUAUAGAUAUGAGAUGUUGAAAAAAAAUUGUCAUUAUUGUACUUAACUAGACAUUUAACCUCAAGUAUAUGCGAAGUGAAAAGAGUAUAGCCGAGAUGAAAAAUCGUGAGUGCUGUUUAAAUUAUAUAUUAUGACGAUUAUUCCUAAAAUAAAAAAACCAUUCCAAUUUUUAUUGUAUGUUGUGUGGUAAAUAGUGAAUUAGGUAAACAGCAAAACAAAACUUUAAUAUUAAAGCACUAGCGAAAAUCGAAGUAACGCUCAUUGUCAGACUCGUAUACUCGAAAAAAAAGUCGAUUAAAAGCCGAAAUAUUAUUACUUUUGUAUGGAAAUUUAAUAUAAUUUUACGCCAUGACAUUAUGUUAAUUAUUAUAGUUAGGAAUUUAGCACGGAAGAAUAGAUUCAAUAAAUGAUUGGAUGGUCUAGUAACGGAUGAUUCAAACGUGUGAUAACAAUUAUCUUCGGCCGGAUUUACAGUCCGGUCGGAAAAAUCAACCGAGGUUUUAUUGUUCAAAAAAUGAAAAUAUUCAGUUCGUGAUUUAACGAAGCAUAAAUUAUUUGUGCACAACGUAUCAAUAUAUUCACAGUGUUUUUAGUAUAGGUAUAAUUUGUGCUGCACGGUCUGUGGUCUGUAUCAGUUAUUCACUUCUGGUAACUCUAUCAGAGUCAUCAGAAUGAAUCAUCUCUGUCAGAGAUGAAAAAAAUUGUAACCAGGAUGUACCGAGUAUAAAAUCGACCCAUUCAUACUCUCACAAAUUUCCAUGAUACAAUGAUACAAACUCAAAGUUCUGGUAAUUUUUAUUAGAAACAGAAAAUUCAUCGUCGAACUGUGAAACGUGUGGCAUGGAUUAUCAUUACACUGUACCUUCAAUAUUUCUAAAUCUUUAAAUAUGUAAGUAUCUAUACAUAUUCCUGGGUUAAGAUGUAAUUGUCAUGUGUUGGCGAGUAAAUAUUUUACAAUCGGACAAACAACUACAAAAACAAGUUAAAGUCUACAUUCUGAUGACAGAAAAAUAUUUCGACAUUCCAGUACAUUGCGCAGAAGAUUCAAAUUCCUGAUCAAAUUCUGUCUUCAAUAUUAAGCAAAGUCAUGAAUUUAAUCAUUUGAAUUAAGCUAGUCAAUGGGAGAAAAUUUUAAGAUUAAAAAAAAUCUAAGCUUUUGUUUUUCUCUUUUUUUUUCAUUGUGUAUGUAUGUGUACAGUAUUACGAUAAUUGUCUCACGAUAUUUUAUGACUUUAAAAAAAUAUGCGAGUAUAAUUUGCGAGCUACUUACAUAAAACAAUUUUCUGGUGAACGGGUGCGCUGAUGUUACUCUCAUUCCCAAUUAGAAAGCCAAUCUUUAUUUGCCAUUCGCAAUUGGAUACUUUUGGAUUCUUAGUCUUCCAACGUUUUUCUAACCUUGUACAAUCAAUAUUAUUAAUUAUUACAGUAUGAACUGUUACUACCUGCAUCUGAAUAAAAAUGAUUCUGUUGACA